Molecule: messenger RNA, 1369 nt
Organism: Mirounga angustirostris (Northern elephant seal)
Lineage: Eukaryota; Metazoa; Chordata; Mammalia; Carnivora; Phocidae
Gene: MTFR2
Product: mitochondrial fission regulator 2
Exons: 6
Coding region: 199-1182 (327 amino acids)
Biological process (GO): mitochondrial fission; aerobic respiration
Cellular component (GO): mitochondrion
Source: RefSeq, a predicted model, not a curated record
CAAACUGAGGUGCGCGGGCCAAUACGGGUGGACGUCCGAGCGCUCCUGUACCAGGACGUGUGCACUACGAGCUUCGCAGACUGCGGAUUCGAGGCAGCUUGAUGUUCCGGUGGUUGCUCGGAGGCUCGACUUCGGAGGAGGAAGGUAUCAAGAAACUGAUAAUGUUUCCUUGAAUUCGCUUAUGUAUUUGUUUCAUCAAUGUCACUCAUACUGAAUAUCUUAAGAGAAAUGCUGGAAUAUUUUGGUGUUCCCAUAGACCAGUUAAUCCCGCUGUUGAACUCUGUAGACUCUGGUAACUGUGGAUCUGUAGUUCCAUCUUUUGCUGAUACUUUGUGUGUGGCAAAUGAUGAAGAAGCCAGUUAUCUCAGAUUUCGAAACAGUAUAUGGAAACAUGAAGAAGAGAAAAUGGAAGUUUUCCAUACUUUGCAACCAGUUUGGAAUCCAUUGUCACCUGCUGUCAGACAGAAUAAACGAACGAAAAGUGACGGGCCUGUAGGUGAAGCAGCAUUUAAAAAGAUAGCUGCCCUCGAAGAGGAGCUGACUUUUCUCCGUACCCAGAUUGCUGCGAUCGUGGGAAGGCAGGAACCGGGAGCGAGAGCCAGUGCGCAUGCGGGCUUCUUUGACUUGAAUGACGAGCCUAGCAGUGUGGAACAAAGACCGUCACCAGGGACUGCUGAACUGAGUGCCCAACCAGAUCCAUUUUCAAGUUCAGUGCUUUUCCCACCCCACCCCCUCCCUCCUCCUCCUCCUCCUCCACUGCCCCCUCAACUUUUUUCUCCACAGCCUGCAUGUUCUCCUCUCACACAGCCAGCAUCUAAUAAUAUGUGUGACUCAGAUAAUUCAGCAAAUGAAAUGAAAAAACAGCACCCAGGUGAUAGUAAGACCAAUUACAGUCAUUCAAAAAACCAGGAUGUUCCAAACAUGUUGGAUGUUCUAAAGGACAUGAAUAAGGUUAAGCUUCGUGCUAUUGAACGGUCACCUGGAGGUAGACCCAUUCAUAAGAGGAAAAGACAAGAUUCACAUUGGGAUCCAGUGUCUUUGAUAUCCCAUGCACUUAAGCAGAAGUUUGCCUUCCAAGAAGAUGAUUCCUUUGAGAAAGAAAAUAGGUCUUGGGAAUCUUCUCCAUUUUCUAGCCCAGAAACUUCAAGAGUGAGCUGUCAUAACGUAAAGCUAAUGUUUUAAUUUUCCGAAGUGCGCUGUGCUUCCGUGGCCGCCUUCGGGCUCCCGUGGAGCGCUUGCGCACAACGGGCCUUGCGCCUGCGCACCGGAACCGCCCCUGUUUCUCACGUGUCUGUUCAUGUUCACACGUUCUUUUCGCUUUUAGCUUCCUGUGAAGUCUUUUGAAAUAAAACACUUGAUUUGAAAAGUA